UUAUGCGGAAGUUAGCAACACGGAAUUAAUUCGCGACGGACAACAACAAUCAUAUCGCAACUGUACGAAUCAACUUGCAUAUUUAGCAAGUUAAGUUAGACAUCCGGGAGCAACACACACAAGAGCAUACACAUCUGUGUAGGAUUAGUCUAGACGGAUAAAUGUCUGAUGUACCAGAAGCUUCUAACAGAGAAGAGGUCGAGGAGAACACCCCUAAACCAGAGGAGCAGUCAGACGAUAGCAGUGACGACGGCGAGGCAUCAGGGGACACAGAGAUGGAUUUCCUGCGCAAUCUCUUCUCUAAAACAUUGGGCAUAUCUGGAGAGAAGGUUUUGGAUGAGCUGACUCUUGAGGGGGUGGCCAGUUACAUACAGAGUGGCAAAUGCAAAAACAUAAUCUGUAUGGUGGGUGCAGGGAUCUCUACAUCGGCUGGGAUCCCUGACUUCCGCUCCCCAGACACGGGGCUCUAUGCUAACCUGCAGAAGUACAACUUGCCAUACCCUGAGGCUAUCUUCCAGAUAGACUACUUUAAGAAACACCCUGAGCCCUUCUUUGCCCUGGCCAGGGAGCUGUACCCAGGACAAUUCAAGCCCACAGUAUGUCACUACUUCAUCAAGUUGCUGAAGGACAAAGGGCUACUCAAACGCUGCUACUCACAGAAUAUUGACACCCUGGAACGUGUAGCAGGACUGGAGGGAGAGGAUCUGAUUGAAGCCCACGGCACCUUCUACACCUCACACUGUGUCAGCUUUAUGUGCCGCAAAGAGUACGACUUGGACUGGAUGAAAGAGAAAAUCUUCUCGGAUGACAUCCCCAAAUGUGACAAGUGCAGCAAUCUGGUUAAACCAGACAUUGUUUUCUUUGGUGAGAAUCUACCGAAGAGGUUCUUCACCUCAAUGGCCAUGGACUUUCCUCGCUGUGAUCUGCUGAUUAUAAUGGGGACCUCCCUGCAGGUUCAGCCCUUUGCAGCUCUGGUUGGCAGGGUUUCAAACAGCUGCCCCAGACUGCUCAUUAACCUGGAGAAAGCAGGCGGUGCAGAUCCUCUAUUAGGGAUUAUAAGCAUUGGCGGAGGGAUGGACUUUGACUCAGCGAAAGCAUACAGGGAUGUGGCUCAUAUUAGUACAUGUGAUGAUGGAUGCUUGGCACUUGCUGAGCUACUGGGAUGGAAGGCGGAGCUGGAAGAAAUGGUGAAACGGGAGCAUGAGAAGAUUAACAGCAAAGCCGAAGAGGAACAGACAAAUCAGAGCUCUGGAGCCGCAGUGAAGGCGGAGUCAGUGAAGGCGGAGUCAGUGAAGGCGGAGUCAGGGAAGGCAGAGUCAGGGAAGGCGGAGCUGUUGGUGUAGGACGGUUUCAAUUUCAGCACAAAUGAUGCAGCAGGAAGUUACCACAGUGGUGUGAGAUGAUGUCGCAGUACAUCUCUGGUGUUGACCAAAUGCAACUCAAUGCUUUCUAAAAGAUUGCUUGUGAUACAACAAGUAAAAACACAAAAUAAAGUGUCAGUCUCCCGCUGAA
Molecule: messenger RNA, 1512 nt
Organism: Oncorhynchus masou masou (cherry salmon)
Lineage: Eukaryota; Metazoa; Chordata; Actinopteri; Salmoniformes; Salmonidae
Gene: sirt2
Product: sirtuin 2 (silent mating type information regulation 2, homolog) 2 (S. cerevisiae)
Exons: 17
Coding region: 162-1343 (393 amino acids)
Cellular component (GO): nucleus
Molecular function (GO): transcription factor binding; NAD+ binding; histone deacetylase activity, NAD-dependent
Source: RefSeq, a predicted model, not a curated record